AUGCUGAGUCCACGGCAAGGCCUUCUCAGGCCGGUGGGAUGCGGGGUGGAGGAGCUGCGGCGCCGCCGGCGGGAGCGGGAGGCAGCACUGCGGCGGGCCCGGAGGGAGCAGCAGCUGGUCAGCAAGAGGCUGCUGAGAGACGACACCCCAGAGGAAGCCGAAGGGGGAUGUGUGGCCUCCAUCCUCGGGGAAGCCGAGAUCCAGCAGUUCCUGUGGUUAGCCCAGCGGGGAACAGAGGAAAAGGAGAGAGAAGGAGCUCUGGUCAGCCUUCGUCGAGGCUUGCAGUACCCAGAGACACAGCAGACCUUCAUCAGGUUGGAGGGCAGCAUGCGGACCCUGGUUGGGCUCCUGACCAGCAACCACGCCCUGUUGCAGCUUGAAGCGGCUCGGUGCCUUCAUGAGCUCUCUCAUUCCGAGCAGUCUGAGGUGGCUGAGGCCUGCCUGCCAGCCACGUCCUACCUUCUCACCUACCUCGCCGGUCACAGCUCAGACCUUAUAGAGCUCUGUCUGUAUACACUGGGUAACCUGAUUGUGGAGAGUGAAGCUGGGAGAAGGCAGCUCCUGCCACAGGGCAUUGUUCCAGCCUUGGCUUCCUGCAUCCAGUCCCCCCAUCUGCCUGUGCUUGAAGCCCUUGGAUAUGCCUUGUCCCAGCUCCUGCAGGCUAAGGAAGCGCCAAAGAUCAUCAUCCCUUCCGUCCUGGCCUCCUCUAUUCCCCAGCAUAUGCUGCGACUAUUGCAACCUGGACCAAAGCUGAACGCUGGGGUCGCUGUGGAGUUUGCCUGGUGCCUUCACUACAUCAUCUGCAGCCAGGUCAAUAAUGCCCUGCUCAUCACCCAUGGGGCGGUCUCCACUCUGGGGCUGCUACUGCUGUACUUGGCGGGGUCUGUCCAGAGUUCUGAAGAUGCAGGACUGGAGUUGCUGGUGUGCCCUGUGCUUCGGUGUCUAAGCAACUUGCUAACAGAGGAGGCGGUGGAAGCUGAGGGAGGGCAAGUGCAGCUCAGAGAGGAGCGUGUCGUGGUAUCCGUAUUUAUCCUUCUGCAGUUCCUCCUCCAGAAACACCCCAGCCUGCUUCCUGAGGGCCUUUGGCUUCUUAAUAACCUCACUGCAAACAGCCCUAGCAUCUGUACCUCCUUGCUCUCCCUGGAUCUGAUCAAGCCUCUCUUGCAGUUGUUGCCAGUAUCUAAUGUGGUGAGCGUAUUGGUGCUCACCGUUCUGUGCAACGUUGCAGAGAAGGGUCCUGCUUAUUGCUGGCAUCUGUGGCCAGGGCCCCUGCUCUCCUCCUUGCUGGACACAUUGGCCUUGUCUGACACUGAAGUAGUAGGCCAGAGUUUGGAGCUGCUGCAACUGCUGUUCCUCUACCGGCCAGAGGCUGCCCAGGCCUUCCUGCAGCAAUCAGGGCUGCAGGCCCUUAAAAGGCACGAGGAGGAAGCACAGCUCCAGGACCGAGUGCUUGCUCUCCAGCAGACAGCUCUUCAUAGAUGA
This is a messenger RNA of Pipistrellus nathusii (Nathusius's pipistrelle), 1482 nucleotides long. NCBI's taxonomy places the organism in Eukaryota, Metazoa, Chordata, Mammalia, Chiroptera, Vespertilionidae. The record is from the annotation of a GenBank genome assembly.